This is a messenger RNA of Cylicocyclus nassatus, 1494 nucleotides long. Lineage: Eukaryota; Metazoa; Nematoda; Chromadorea; Rhabditida; Strongylidae. The record is from the annotation of a GenBank genome assembly.
CUCGUCUAGGCCCUGUUUUUUCGUUCAACGCUGCAGCGGGUAGCCCCCUCCGAUGUUUGGAUCGAUAAGGCUUGGCGCUGCGCUUUUUCAACUGCCCAACGGAUGUCCUCAGUUUGCAAAGGCGUCUUCGGUGAUACGCCUAUUCAAAUCAACCGCAUCAGCCACCAUGAAACCGCGACGGGUGGCAAUAAUCGGUUCAGGAAAUUGGGGAACAGCCAUCGCUCGAAUUAUCGGAAACAAUGUUAAAAUUUUCCCAAAUGAUUUCGAACAAACCGUACGGAUGUGGGUUUUUGAAGAAAUGAUCGAUGGACAGAAGCUUUCUGAAAUAAUUAAUACUCGUCACGAAAAUGUUAAAUAUCUUCCAGGAAAAACAAUACCGGAGAAUAUACUAGCGGUACCAGAUCUUGUCGAAUCUUGUAAAGAUGCAAACCUUUUGGUUUUUGUCGUUCCACAUCAGUUUGUCAGAAACAUAUGCCGGCAGCUUGUGGGAAAAAUCGGCAGCGACGUGCACGCUAUCUCGCUCAUCAAGGGUAUUGCGGCAAUUCCAGAUCCACGCGAGGAGGGUUUGUCGGCUCCAAGUUCACAGAAGACGGGUGGUGUGAAGCUGAUUUCGGAAGACAUCCAAGAAAUUCUGAAAGUUGAAGUCAGCGUAUUGAUGGGAGCAAAUCUGGCCCAUGAAGUUGCUAAUGACGACUUUUGUGAAGCCACAAUCGGGUGCAAAAAGAAGUCGGAAUAUGGAUUGCUGCUCAAAAAGCUUUUCAACAGUGACAACUUCCGAAUCAACGUUGUUGAAGAUGCACACACUGUUGAGCUUUGUGGUGCAUUGAAGAACGUUGUGGCAUGUGCUGCUGGCUUCACUGAUGGUCUCGGCUAUGGUGACAAUACAAAAGCUGCCGUCAUACGACUUGGUCUUAUGGAAAUCACUAAGUUCGUCGAGCAUUACUAUCCCGGCUCAAAUCUGGAAACUUUCUUUGAAUCGUGCGGAAUCGCUGAUCUGAUCACAACUUGCUAUGGAGGUCGAAACCGCAAAGUCUGUGAGGCAUUUGUGAAGACGGGAAAACCAUUAGAAGAGAUCGAGAAAGAGCUAUUGCACGGACAAAGUGCACAAGGCCCGUUGACUGCUGAAGAAGUCUAUUACAUGACCGAAAAGAGUAAUCUGUCUGAAAGCUUCCCUCUGUUCACCGCAGUACAUCGAAUCUGCAAAGGAGAAAUGAAACCGAAUGAUCUGGUUGCGUGCUUACGAUCUCAUCCCGAGCAUACGGAUCUCAUGCUGAAGUAGAAGCAGAAUCUUAGCAUUGAAUUGUCAUACCACAAGUCUUGAAUAGUCUAAAAUCGUGCCAGUAAUCAAUGUUAACAUUAGACUCACAUCUAAUGUUAACGAAAUGCUCAUUACCUCCGCUUGAUGAGUUUUAGUAUUAAAUUAGUUUAACUGAUUGUAUAUAUGCAUGUGCGCUCAUUUCGGCGUCUCGCUUUUAUUUGGAAGUAUUUGGUAAA